AUGUCUUCUGCUCCUGACGGGCAACCAAUGCUGCCUCUUCCUGGAGCCCCGUCUUCUUCAUGGUCCCGAUUUCGUGAGAGAUUCGGUGCAUUGUUUCAUGGCGCUGACCCCAGGGUCUGUGUUGCAUUCUGGCUACUUGGCUUGAUCAACAAUGUCCUCUAUGUUAUCAUUUUGUCCGCUGCCCUCGAUUUGGUAGGGCCUAGUGUCCCCAAGGGCGUUGUUCUUCUCGCAGAUGUCAUUCCCUCAUUCGGAACGAAGCUGAUUGCACCCUACUUUAUCCACUUGGUUCCAUAUCCUGCUCGGGUAUUAUUCUGUGUGCUAUGUUCAGCUCUGGGUAUGCUUUUAGUGGCCUUGAGCCCAGCCUAUACAGAUGGCGGUUCAAUCUCCACCAAAAUCGCGGGUAUCAUUCUAGCGAGCUUGUCGAGCGGAGGAGGCGAACUGAGCUUCCUCGCAUUGACGCACUUCUACGGCCCGUUUAGUUUGGCAGCCUGGGGUAGUGGUACCGGAGCUGCCGGGCUGGUCGGUGCUGGUGCAUACGCCGUUGCAACUACCUCUAUGGGACUCAGUGUCAAGUCGACGCUCCUAGCAGCUGCCUGCCUGCCAGCGAUCAUGGUGGUGAGCUUCUUCGCCAUUCUGCCAAGAGCUCCCAUACGGACAUUGCCUGCUCCACAUGUGGAGUAUCGUGCAAUUGACCAGGAGGAUCGGGAUCGGGAUGACCCUCUGGAUGAGCGGCACGGUCUACUCGGCUCCUUGCGGGCAUUUAAAGCCAACCUGCAGCGAGCUAGGGGUCUUUUCUUUCCCUUUAUGCUCCCCCUGCUGCUAGUCUAUGUGGCCGAAUACACGAUCAAUCAAGGUGUCUCUCCAACCCUUCUGUUUCCACUUAAAGAUUCGCCGUUCGAGCAUUACCGUGCAUUCUAUCCCGCGUACAAUGCGAUCUAUCAGGUUGGUGUUUUCAUCUCACGAUCGUCGACCCCAUUUUUCCGCAUUCACGAUCUCUACCUUCCGUCACUGCUGCAGAUCAUCAAUCUGGCCGUAUUGACAUUGAACGCCUUAUUUGACUUCAUCCCGAGCGUGUACAUAAUCUUUAUAAUCAUCUUUUGGGAAGGGCUGUUAGGGGGACUGGUGUAUGUUAAUACUUUCGCCGAAAUUGGGGACCGGGUACCGAAAGAGGACCGCGAAUUCUCACUCGGAGCGACAACUGUCAGUGAUUCCGCCGGAAUUUGUAUAGCGGGAUUUCUGGGAAUGGUGUUUGAGGUCUGGUUGUGUGAUUGGCAGGUCGCCCACGGUCGCGACUAUUGCCGGAAACUAUGA
Aspergillus tubingensis is the source of this 1311-nucleotide messenger RNA. RefSeq names its product battenin family protein. Gene Ontology annotation, biological process: regulation of intracellular pH. NCBI's taxonomy places the organism in Eukaryota, Fungi, Ascomycota, Eurotiomycetes, Eurotiales, Aspergillaceae. The record is from RefSeq and is a predicted model, not a curated record. The coding region runs from base 1 to 1311 and encodes 436 amino acids. Gene Ontology annotation, cellular component: vacuole; membrane. The transcript has 4 exons.